This is a messenger RNA of Trichosurus vulpecula (common brushtail), 3245 nucleotides long. Its product is annotated as zinc finger protein 883-like. The record is from RefSeq and is a predicted model, not a curated record. Bases 149 to 1999 code for a protein of 616 amino acids. Lineage: Eukaryota; Metazoa; Chordata; Mammalia; Diprotodontia; Phalangeridae. The transcript has 2 exons.
GAUCUCGCUCUCGCGGUGCUUGGUUCGGGAGCUCCUUGGGAGCCGUCUCUGUAGAGGAGCUCGCUCUGUCCGGGCCUGAGGCUCCGCCGCUCGGUUGUUUGGCAGAUCAGAGCAGUAAAGAAGAAGUCUCCUCCAAAGCUGGGCUCCUAUGGAAGAAUCAUCCCAGGAAAAACUCACAAAUGAUGGUCCUUGUGAGUCUAAAUUGAGUGAAACCUGGGAAUAUGAAGCCAGGUUAGAGGAGGAGCAGAGUGAUGAGGAGAAAACCCAGCAUGUAAAAAUCAUCCAAAGGAAAGCCCCUAGGAAAUUGAGAAGCCAUGAAUUUAAUAAAUGUGGUCGCCUCUUUGGUGUAGGACCAAUUCUUUUUCCACAACAGAGAGUACCCAUAGGAAAGAAUCUUCCUAAAUAUGAUACACAUAGAAAGAGCUUCAGACUGUAUUCAGACCUAAGAAAAUACAAUAAGAUUUCCUCAAAGAAGAUAUUUUCUAAGUAUAAUGAAAGUGGGAAAUCCUUCAGUUAUCACUCAGACCUAAUUGAAUAUCAUAGGCUACAUACUGGAAAGAAACCUUAUGAAUGUGGGAAGGCCACAUUAUGGAGAACACAGCUUAUUCAACAACAGAGAAUUCAUACUGUAGAGAAACCUUAUGCAUGUAUUGAAUGUGGGAAGGCCUUCUGCAAGAGGACACAACUUACUCAACAUUUCAGAAUACAUACUGGAGAAAAACCUUAUGAAUGUAUUGAAUGUGGGAAGACUUUCCGACAGAGUGCACACCUUACUCGCCAUCAGAGAAUUCAUACUGGAGAGAAACCCUAUACAUGUAAUCUAUGUGGGAAAGCCUUCAACCACAGCUCUUCCCUUGCUUCCCAUCAGAGAAUUCAUACUGGAGAGAAACCUUAUGGAUGUGAUCAGUGUGGGAAAGCUUUCAAUCACAGUUCUUCUCUUGCUUCUCAUCAGAGAAUUCAUACGGGAGAGAAACCUUACGAGUGUAAUGAAUGUGGGAAAGCCUUCCGCCAGAGCACAGAACUUACUAGACAUCAAAAAAUUCAUACUGGAGAAAAACAUGAAUGUACCGAAUGUGGGAAGGCUUUCCACCAAAGUUCACACCUUACUCGACAUCUGAGAAUUCAUACUGGAGAGAAACCUUAUAAAUGUAAUGAAUGUGGGAAGACCUUCAAUUAUAGUUCCUCCCUUGCUUCUCAUCAUAGAACUCAUACUGGAGAAAAACCUUAUGGAUGUAUUGAAUGUGGAAAAGCCUUUGGUAAAAGGACACAGCUUAUUCAGCAUUGGAGAAUUCAUACUGGAGAGAAACCUUAUGACUGUAAUGAAUGUGGAAAGGCCUUCCGUCAGAGCUCACAGCUUACUCGACAUCAGAAAAUUCAUACAGGAGAAAAACCAUUUGAAUGUGAUGAAUGUGGGAGAGCCUUCCGCCAGAGAUCACAGCUUACUUACCAUCAGAGAAUUCAUACUGGAGAAAAACCUUAUGAAUGUAAUGAAUGUGGUAAGGCCUUUUGUCAGAGCACUGAACUUACCCAACAUCAUAGAAUUCAUACUAGUGAGAAACCUUUUGAAUGUCAUGAAUGUGGUAUGGCCUUUCGCCUGAGUACUGGACUUACUCGCCAUCAAAAAAUCCAUACUGGAGAGAAACCUUAUGAAUGUAGUGAAUGUGGAAAGGCCUUCUGUCAGAGAGCAGAACUUACCGUACAUCAUAGAAUUCAUACAGGAGAGAAACCAUAUGUGUGUAAUGAAUGUGGGAUGGCCUUUCGACAGAGCUCACAACUGACUCCACAUCUCAGAAUUCAUACAGGAGAGAAACCUUAUAAAUGUAAUGAAUGUGGAAAAGCUUUCAAUCGCAAUUCAUCCCUUGUUUCCCAUCACAGAAUUCAUACUGGAGAGAAACCUUAUGAAUGCAAUAAAUGUGGGAAGGCCUUCCGCCGGAGUACUGGACUUACUCGACAUCAGAGACUUCAUAUUACAGAUAAAUCUUAUGAAUGUAAUGAUUAAGGGAAGGUUUUCCUCCAAAACAGGUAUCUUAACAUCAGUUCAUUAGUGAAGUGAAAAGUCUUUUAAAUGUUUUGAUCCUUAAAAAAAAAUGUACUACAUUUUGACACAAGACAUAUUGCAACAAACGUCCUCCAGAAAGUUUUUUGCUUUUGUUAACAGAAAGAAUGGUUGUAACAUUGACCAUUGUAUUUGACUAGAGUUUUGUUGCUUCAUAAUGCUGACUUUAUUAACAUUGUUGUAGUCAUUGUGUAUGUUGUGUUUUGGCUCUGCUUUCAUUACUUUGCAGUACUUUCCCUGUGGUUCUUUGAAUUUUUUAUUCUUCCUUACAGCACAGUAAUAUGUAAUUACAUUCAUAUACCCCAAAUUGUUCAGUUAUUCUUUGCUUGUUGAGUACAUACUUUGCUUCCAGAUUUUUGUUAUGCAUCAUGAUGUUAUGAAUAUUCUUUGAGCAUCUGGGUCUUUUGGUUUUUGUUAAUGCCCUAUUUGGGGUAUAGACCCAGGAGUGGAAUCUCAGGGUCAGAGGGUACGAACAGUUUAGUAACUUUUCUUUUAUAGUUUUCUAUUCCUGUUUGAUUGAAUCAUUUUAUAGCUUGAUUAGAAGUGAUUUGAUCAGUUUGCUUUCCCAAAUCCUUUCCAACUCUGUGUUUCCCAUAUUUUGGGAUUGAGGUGAUUCAUCAAGGUUAUUUUAAUUUUAAUAUUUCUGAGUACUGAUUUCUGAGUGUUGUUGGAUAUUUUUCAGGUGAAUUUUGUUUAACUAUAUCAUCUUUUGAAAACUGUUCCUAUCCUUUGAUCAUUUGCUUAUUUCAGAGUAACUCUUGAUCUCAUAUUUGUAUUCCUUUUUGUUUUUGGAUGCAAACUUUUAUUAGAUAUAUUUAAAGAGAAUAUUUUUUCUUGCAGUGUUUAUCUUCUGAUUCUAGAUGCAUUGAGUUUAUUUGUGCAAAGGUGUCUGUGUUUGGUUUUUAUUUUGUCAUUUGAUUGAAAAUGUUGUGUUUUAUUAACUAUCCCAUAACUGGUUACAGAUGUUUCCCAUUAUACUUAGUUAUGAAAGAGAAUCUUCUGUUCUCUCUUGGUUUUGUUUGCUUUUUGUUAUUUUUUUUAAUAGUGUUUUGUUUUUUAUAUUGUUAGUUGAGCCAUUUGGAAUAUAGUGUGGUAUAUGCUGUAAGAUGUUUAUCUAAACUUACUUUUUGCUAGACUUUAUAGUUUUUCCAGUAGCUCUUACUCUAAAUAAAGAGUCCCUACUGCUGUA